Molecule: messenger RNA, 508 nt
Organism: Lolium rigidum
Lineage: Eukaryota; Viridiplantae; Streptophyta; Magnoliopsida; Poales; Poaceae
Product: anthocyanidin reductase ((2S)-flavan-3-ol-forming)-like
Exons: 1
Coding region: 1-378 (125 amino acids)
Source: RefSeq, a predicted model, not a curated record
AUGAUUUCAGGCGACGAAGCCAAGAUCCGCAUCCUGCAGCAGAUCGAAACGGUGUCCGGCUCGAUCUCGUUGGUCCACGUCGACGACCUCUGCCGCGCCGAGGUGUUCCUCGCCGAGAAGGAGGCGCCGGCGGCGGAGCGGUACAUCUGCUGCAGCCUCAGCACCACCGCCGGCGUGCUCGCCCGCUUCGUCUCCGUCAAGUACUCGCAGUACAAAGUCAGGACCGACCGGUUCAGUGGUUCCCCCGAGAAGCCGAGAGUGUGCAUGUCGUCGGCGAAGCUCGUCGCGGAAGGGUUCGAGUACAAGUACAAGACCCUCGACGAGAUAUACGAUGAUGUCGUCGAGUACGGCAGGGCCUUGGGAAUCCUUCCGUACUGAUUGAUACGUGAACGCGACGAGGCACUCCAUCUAUCUCCAGAUCUCACGAUCAAGUGAGAUGCGCUUGCAAUAAGUCUAGCCUCCUCCUAAGUACAAGUAUGCUGGAAUGGGGACAUACUGACCGCAUUUC